GGAAAAUGCGAUUAACAGCCUUACUGUCAAUGGCCGCUAAGGCUGCCUUCCCUAAAGACUACCGCUAUGGUACAAGUCGGCCAUGGACCAUAGCUGCCAAGAGAUUGAACCCACCAGGCAAGAAGAGAAGAAAGGUGUUCGUUGAGCCCAUAGCUUAUGAGGACUGGUCUGUUUUCAAAGGGGACACAGUAAGUGGUCAUGCCAAAAGGACAAUGAAGACUUUUAGAUAUCGAAUAUAGCCAGUAUAUAGCCAGUAUACUAUGGUUAAGGGCUGUUCUUACACUGAAUAUGUUAUGGUUCACUCCAAACACUGGUAUUGCAGCUGUAUGCCUAAUUCCUUUGCAGAUAUACCAGUUAUUAGACACGAACAAACUGUUAGGCAAACCAUUGAGUUGAUCAAUUCCUUGCUAUAAAGUCAACACAUGGAAGGUCAUGAUAAUGAGUUGUAGGACUGAGAAGGGAGGGUCACUGUCAAGGUUUAUUCAGCCAUUAGCCUAAUGUUUUGAUGCUUUGAUAUUCUAAACUAGUAUUCCACCUUGACCAGGUUGAGAUUCUCUCUGGGAAAGACAAAGGAAAGCAGGGCAAAGUGGCCCAGGUCUUCAGACACAGAAACUGGGUCAUCCUGGACGGGCUGAACACGGUAAGAAUCCCAGUCAUCACUGUAAGAGGGGAUAUGUUUGCCACUUCCAUAACAGAGAACACAUUCAUACACUGCAUUCAGUAUAAACACCCAACAAUUUUAUACAUACUGUAUAACCCACUUGAAAUAGUGCCAGCUAUGGUGGUUGUUGCAUAGUCACCUAUUUAUUUUAUCUUAGCAUUUUAGAAAACCGUCCCUACUACCAAAGAGGAGCUUCAUAAAUGCCCGGUUCCAUUGCUUGAUGGGCUUCCUUCUAACAUUUUUAUCAUACCGGUUUCUAGUGCACUGUCUUUGAAUCUGGGUAGCCUUCUCAAGGCUUCACAGGCCAAGCUACAGUUGCAAAAGCAAAGACCAGGGCCCGGUUUCAUCGUUAGAACCAUAGCAUCCUAUUUUAAGAGCAACUCACAAACUAGGCUUAAUGCCAUCCAGUAAUUGAUUUUGCUCCCAUCAUUACAGUGAAUUUUGUCAUGUUUUGGCCUAUGAUGAUAAACAAGUAUGGCAUGUUUCCGUUAACAAACACUGCAUUUUUAUGUUGAACCCCACUUUAUAUUAUAAAAAAGGAUAUGGCCCUUUUUAGGCUACGUUACAGGAAUGUUACAAACCGUGGACAUUGAUUUCAACAGCAAGUUCUGUUAUCUCUGCAAUGUUUGAAUAGAUUAAAUUAAUCCAGUAUUUCUCCAUCUUAGCAUUUCAGGUACAUUGGGAAAUCAGCAGAUUACCGGGGAACCUACAUUGCCAGUGAAGCUCCCCUCCUACUCCGAGACAUCUCACUCGUCGACCCCACUGACCGGUGAGUCCCAGAGCAGUAUGGGGAGGUCCAGAUUCGAACAUUUGUCUAUGCCCAUGAUCACCAACCCUGUUUCUAGGUAGUUGCUGGGUGUGCAGGCUUUAGUAACAGCCCAAUACUGAAACAACUGAUUCAGUUAACCAGGGCUGCAGUGGAAAAGUCUCAUGUUAUUCAUACCUUUACCACAGGGUGGUGCAGAAAACACCCAUGCAAAAAAAGAGCGGAACAACAGCCUGCUCACGCAGUAGCUAUCCAGAACCAGGGUUUGUGUCCAUGCUCAGAGUUUAGUUUUGGAUUUAGUUUAGAUUUUCAGUCGAUUUUAUGUGCAGGACUUGUAUUUAAAGGUGCAAUAAAUAGCGUUUUUGUACACAGAUGUACCCAAAUUUCUAUUGUAUUUAAAUAGUUUAUGAUUAGUGAAUGCUUUGACUUGAACCCUGACUGAUCCUGACUACUUUAGUCCUGAGUUUGAUACCAAACAUGACUCCUGUCUGUUGUUCCAACAGGAAACCCACCGAGGUGGAGUGGAGGUUCACAGAGGAGGGGGAGAAGGUGCGCGUUUCCCUCAGGACGGGCCGCAUUGUCCCCAAACCAGUGUUCCAGCGCAGAGACGGCAUCGUACCGCAGCAGUGGAAGGGUGAGUCUGCGUUUGUGGAGGGAGGAACAGAGGCUAGAGGAAGGUCAAAGAAAUCUAGAUGGAUUGAGGUUGAGAGGGAGCUUUUGUGAAUGAGAGUCGAGCUUGUCAGAAAUGUGGGUGAAGAUGAGUGCGUGGAAAAGCAGAACAGAAGCUGGUCUGGGUGAUGUAUAAGGAACGCCUUUAUUUGUUUAUAGUGGCAAUCAGCAGUUGAAACAAUAACAAAGCGGCAUCCCCGCCCCUGUUUUGGUAAAAGCUGAGGGAUGGGACUGGAGAAAUGUAACCACUCAAAUUCAUACAGAGUUAUGGAUGCAAACCAUACAUGAUAUCAACAUUCUACACUGCUCAAAAAAAUAAAGGGAACACUUAAACAACACAUCCUAGAUCUGAAUGAAUGAAAUAAUCUUAUUAAAUACUUUUUUUCUUUACAUAGUUGAAUGUGCUGACAACAAAAUCACACAAAUUAUCAAUGGAAAUCAAAUUUAUCAACCCAUGGAGGUCUGGAUUUAGAGUCACCCUCAAAAUUAAAGUGGAAAACCACACUACAGGCUGAUCCAACUUUGAUGUAAUGUCCUUAAAACAAGUCAAAAUGAGGCUCAGUAGUGUGUGGCCUCCACGUGCCUGUAUGACCUCCCUACAACGCCUGGGCAUGCUCCUGAUGAGGUGGCGGAUGGUCUCCUGAGGGAUCUCCUCCCAGACCUGGACUAAAGCAUCCGCCAACUCCUGGACAGUCUGUGGUGUAACGUGGCGUUGGUGGAUGGAGCGAGACAUGAUGUCCCAGAUGUGCUCAAUUGGAUUCAGGUCUGGGGAACGGGCGGUCCAUAGCAUCAAUGCCUUCCUCUUGCAGGAACUACUGACACACUCCAGCCACAUGAGGUCUAGCAUUGUCUUGCAUUAGGAGGAACCCAGGGCCAACCGCACCAGCAUAUGGUCUCACAAGGGGUCUGAGGAUCUCAUCUCGGUACCUAAUGGCAGUCAGGCUACCUCUGGCGAGCACAUGGAGGUCUGUGCGGCCCCCCAAAGAAAUGCCACCCCACACCAUGACUGACCCACCGCCAAACCGGUCAUGCUGGAGGAUGUUGCAGGCAGCAGAACGUUCUCCACGGCGUCUCCAGACUCUGUCACGUCUGUCACAUGUGCUCAGUGUGAACCUGCUUUCAUCUGUGAAGAGCAUAGGGCGCCAGUGGCGAAUUUGCCAAUCUUGGUGUUCUCUGGCAAAUGCCAAACGUCCUGCACGGUGUUGGGCUGUAAAUACAACACCCACCUGUGGACGUCGGGCCCUCAUACCACCCUCAUGGAGUCUGUUUCUGACCAUUUGAGCAGACACAUGCACAUUUGUGGCCUGCUGGAGGUCAUUUUGCAGGGCUCUGGCAGUGCUCCUCCUGCUCCUCCUUGCACAAAGGCGGAGGAAGCAGUCCUGCUGCUGGGUUGUUGCCAUCCUACGGCCUCCUCCACGUCUCCUGAUGUACUGGCCUGUGUCCUGGUAGCGCCUCCAUGCUCUGGACACUACGCUGACAGACACAGCAAACCUUCUUGCCACAGCUCGCAUUGAUAUGCCAUCCUGGAUGAGCUGCACUACCUGAGCCACUUGUGUGGGUUGUAGACUCCGUCUCAUGCUACCACUUGAUUGAAAGCACCGCCAGCAUUCAAAAGUGACCAAAACAUCAGCCAGGAAGCAUAGGAACUGAGAAGUGGUCUGUGGUCACCACCUGCAAAACCAGUACUUUAUUGGGGGUGUCUUGCUAAUUGCCUAUAAUUUCCACCUGUUGUCUAUUCCAUUUGCACAACAGCAUGUGAAAUUUAUUAUCAAUCAGUGUUGCUUCCUAAGUGGACAGUUUGAUUUCACAGAAGUGUGAUUGACUUGGAGUUACAUUGUGUUGUUUAGGUGUUCCCUUUAUUUUUUUGAGCAGUGUAUAUUUUUUUGAGGCUAUAUAGUGUUUGUUUACAUUUACUUUGUUUACAAAGAUUGGAGUAAAACAAGCUUACAUUUUGGGUUCUGAUAGGGUACGACAGUUGAACUAAGCUCAUGAGGCAUUAAUAAGUUACAUUUUCAAGAAUCAAUGGGUACUUGUCAUUAAUUUAUAAGUUAAAAAAAUUAUGUAGCAACCGCAGAUUGCCCCUUUAAAGGCCCAAUGCAGCUAUUUUGAUCUCCAUAUCAAAUCAUUUCUAGAUAACAAUUAAGUACCUUGCUGUAAUUUGUCAAAGAAACAAAAAUAGUUUUUUGCUAGGACUGUUUGGGAGUGGUCUGAGUGAUGGACCUAAUUGAAAAGCCUAAUGGGAGGGAUGUGUAACCUCAACUAGCUUUUAUUGGCAGAGAGGUUUAGAACUCUCUUUGUUAUUGGUCUAUUAAAGGUCCAAUGCAGCAGUUUCUAUCUCAAUAUCAAAUAAUUUCUGGGUAACAAUUAAGUACCUUAGCAAAGGGCAAUUUCUCAAGCAAGAAUUUUGCUAGGACUGUUUGGGAGUGAUCUGAGUAGGAAGGGGAAAACUAAAAACUAGCUGUUAUUGGCAGAGAGGUCUUUCUUAUUGGUCUAUUAACUAAUUUACCGCCUGGCAGGCCCAAUCUCCAUCCCACCAAAACAGGCUGAAAUUUCAGGCAGUCUUUUCAAACCACUAGUGUGGAAAUAUAUAUAAACCACAGGAAAAUCACAUUUUUGACUACACUGGGCUUUUAACUUAUACCACCUUGUGAAGUCACCAGGCAGGCCAUAACUCCACCCAUGCAAAACCUGCUGAUUACAAGGUCCUGUGUAGAUUGUAUUUUCAACCAGCAACUAUCAGAAAAUAACACUGAUAAAAAAAAAAAAACUUGUGUUAGUUUCAUCAGCUGUUGUACAAAUAUUACACAAAGAAACACAGGAAAACUUAACUUAAUUUCGACUCCACUGGGCCUUUUAAAUCAUUUUAUUAUAUCAAUGUGAGAAUUGUGCUGAAGUUAACAUUUCCCUGCGUCUCUAGUCAGAAUUUGGCCUAUGAUUAGGAUAAUUUUGUAGUCCCUCCAUAAUUAUGCGAUGGCCAAUUCCCUGCAUAUUUGAUCAAUUACCGCAUAAAACAUUGCAAUAUCGCAUAAAAGUGACCGAUCACACACUACAAAAACAGGGCUCGCCAUUUCAACCAAUCGCACACAUUUACUGCAUAAUAUGGUUCAAUCAAGCCACACAUCAACAAACUUUUUCCUUCGUCAGUGCAUUUUCGUCAAUCACAUAAUAAUGUCUAGGGUGAUGUGUGCCGUAUGAUAGACUGGAAGUUAGGUGAGUUGGCUCAGCCACAUGCUUGUAUAAUUAGUGUAAGAAUACAUACCCUUUCUUCUGAAUUGACACCCCUAAUUUUGGAAACCCCUUAUUGGUUGGUGUCUGCCAUCCCAGACGGCCCCAAGGACACCAGUCCGGAGGACACCCUGGAGAAGACUUACACGCCCUCCCUCAAGACACUGGAGGAGGAGGUGAUGGAGAAACUGGGCAUCGAGGAACCCAGGAGGAACCGGAAGACCUACUGGUACUGAGGGGGGAGACCCUCUGGUGUCUGGGCCACGGGUUGGGGCAUUGCAUCCACGGUAUCCCUACUGACUGCUCUUUAUGGACCUACUGUAGGCCUAUAUCUGUGUAUUAAAGAAAUGUUCCACAUCGCUCAGUCCUGAUGGAUAUCAGUGGAAAUGGGUUGAGUGAGUACAGUAAUGUGAUGGGAACCAUCAUGUGCACACAGAAAUGUAACUGGAUUACAGGUCCUCUUUCAGGCAUAAAUUCAGCAGAAGUCACUAUUUAUGAUGCUUUCAGAGUUUGUCUCAAAUGUUUUGGUUCGUUUUCAUGUCUUAAAUAAAUCUCUAAAUAAUCUACAAUCCUAUUAUUGAUUUGACUUUAAGUUUUCCUAGAUAGUGGGAGAUAAAAAUGAACAGUAGAAGUAAUCCUAAUGUUUCUGUGCUACAAAUUGAGCAUGUACAUGCUGUAAAUGCUACAUCUGCUUUUGGCUACUUUAGUUAUCCAUUCAGAUGUUGAACAAGUGGUCUUGUCAAAGCAUCCCUAAGUGAACUUAUGUCUAAGACUUACAUGAAUACGUGUAAAACUGCAAAGACGUCUCGUGUUACCAAAACUGCACAAUCGGCAACUAAUUCAAGCUUUUUAAACAGGGUUUUACUUUGCAGGACGGAACUUGGCAUUUGAGGGACAGUUUGACAGAUGGAGAGCUCAAAAUGUGACAGACGGGCUGAAAUCAGAGUUAAGGAGAAAGACGUCAAGGCUCUAAAGUUCCAAGCUGCAGCAAACGCAGUGCCAGGAAAAAAAAAAAAAAGCUGCCAGCCUCUCUUGUAAAAACGGUUCGUGAGGAUGAAGUAGAAAAUACCUUAAGUCAUUACUCAUUUUGGGAAGCUCACCGCCACUUUGACCAUUUAUUAUAUGUUAAAAAUAGAUAUACUACUGGGGCCAGGGUGUAAUAAUGCCAUUUUAAGCUUAAAGACAAAUGUCUGGGUCUCUCUUUCUAAUACGUCUGAAGGAAAGAGGUGUAGGACCAAGUAAUGGAGAUACUCCAGAAGGAAAUCCAUAGCAAGGGAGUGGCGAGGAGCGGGAAGUCUUCUCAAUAGGCCCACACUCCCCUCAUUUGAUUAGGGUGUCGUCUUAUAUGCCCAGUCACCUCAUUUGACUGUUGGAAGCUGGAUAUGUGUGACAGUCAAACAUUUACCGCAGGGUGGUGUACAAAAGACUCAUACAAGUUUUAUAUGAUGGCCAAGAAGGGGAAAGCCCACCCCCAAAAAAUAACAGUACUGAACUGUUGAAAGUCCAUGAUUUAUAAUUGAUUAAUCUUUACUUUUUAUUUAAUAGAAGUGUAAUAAUAUUCUGCCUUAGUCAACUGAAAAGGAAUCUUCAUAAGUCUUUUUUUGUCACUGUGACAUCCUGCUUGUUCAUUUGCAUAAUUUAAAAUAGCAGCUGCAAAGGUAUACUGUAUGUAAUAUGGAUGCAUCCAUUUCAUCAUUUUAUACUGUCGGUCCAGUUGAUGCUUAGAUUAGCUGAAGCUCAUAAACAAAC
Molecule: messenger RNA, 7070 nt
Organism: Coregonus sp. 'balchen'
Lineage: Eukaryota; Metazoa; Chordata; Actinopteri; Salmoniformes; Salmonidae
Source: the annotation of a GenBank genome assembly